Messenger RNA from Recurvomyces mirabilis, 798 nucleotides. RefSeq lists its product as uncharacterized. Bases 1 to 798 code for a protein of 265 amino acids. The transcript has 2 exons. NCBI's taxonomy places the organism in Eukaryota, Fungi, Ascomycota, Dothideomycetes, Mycosphaerellales, Teratosphaeriaceae. The record is from RefSeq and is a predicted model, not a curated record.
AUGACGAAGCAGCACAAGGAAGCCGGGAGCGAUAAGCGCAAGGUCUCCCUCGGCGGUUUCUUUGCGCAGUUCAGGAAACCCCAGAAGAAGCACGAGGAUGAUGCCGAAUCUGAAGACGACCACUCUGGGAAUGAGUCGAAGCAACGGCAAGCUGCCAAACGGCCGUUCGAGGAAUUCAGCUCACCUCUCGUUCGGAAGGAAGACCAAUGCGCCAUCUAUGACGGACUGGACAGUGCUCUGGAAGAGUACAACGAUGGCGUACAGUCAUCUAUGCAAGAUCUGCUUGACCCAGUCGUAGACGAGCUUGAUGCUCGCUCGAGAGGCUUCGAUACGCACCGAAGACGAAUCAAGCGUCAAGGUAUCCCAACACAUGCCGAGAUAGAUGCGCUCGAAGCACAGAACAGUCUAAUGUCGAAGCCUAUGGACCAAGACGAUUUCGAAGUGGAAUCCACUCGAUCGAACGGCACGAAAGUCAUCGAGCGCUACAACAUGAAGCGCGUCAUCACGGCCUACAGAGACCUGCACGCUAGAAAGCGCGCCGAGAUCGAAAGUCUGGAGCUGGAGAUAUCCACUCUGGAUACGGAGCUUGAGCAGGCAUACAAGGACGUCAGCAAUGAGAAUCUCCCGACCCUCAAGCGUGCUCAGGGGCAGUGGGAGAGCAAUCAGGCAAAGUUCAAGGAAGCCUCGCAGGCGGCGAAGGACUUGUUGGCAGAGGAGUUCGAUCGCGCGAAAGCGGAGGAGAAGUCUGCUGCUGUUGAAAUGAACCGGAAGAUUUCUGCUUUCAUGAAGGAGCUGUGA